Molecule: messenger RNA, 1445 nt
Organism: Pieris napi
Lineage: Eukaryota; Metazoa; Arthropoda; Insecta; Lepidoptera; Pieridae
Exons: 3
Coding region: 417-1196 (259 amino acids)
Biological process (GO): regulation of transcription by RNA polymerase II
Cellular component (GO): transcription regulator complex; nucleus
Source: RefSeq, a predicted model, not a curated record
UUAAGGGUCCGUUCACACAGACCGGCUCGGAGAGGAGAGCAGAUUUUUAUCACGUUGGAAACAGUGUUUUGAGUGAUUGUAGUAAAGUUUAUUUUUGCAUUUGCACCUUUUUUGUCAUUAAAAAUGCCUGAACGCGCUUCGUGUGAAGUAAUAAAAGGAGCCGACCGGCUCCGCUUGCGUGCUCUUUCUCGCUCGCGCAGCCGAUCGGCUCUGAUUGCGUGCUCUUUCUCGCUUGCGCAGCCUGUCGGCUCCGAUUGCGUGCUCUUUCUCGCUCGCGCAGCCGAUGGGCUCCGAUUGCGUGCUCUUUCUCUAUCGCGUAGCCGAUCGGCUCCGAUUGCGUGCCCGCUGCGGCCGCGCCGACCGCCAUUUUGAUAGCAACAUUUGAACGUAAUAGUUGUGCGUACUUGUACGAAAAGAUGAAUGAUGAAAAAUUAAUAAUACUCGUGUCAAAAUAUGAGUGUUUAUUUGACAUAACCAAGCCAUCAUAUAGCGAUCGGAUAAUGAAAGACAAUGCAUGGGAGGAAAUUAGCAAAUGUCUCGGAAUAAGUGUGACGCAGUGCCAGGAUCGUUGGAAGAAACUGCGAGAUAACUUCAGAAAAGCCUAUUAUAACCGAAAAGGCAAGAGUGGCGAUGGUGCAACUACGUCCAAAUUGAUAAAAUUUGAAAAAGAACUUUCUUUUAUAAUACCAUUUUUUCGCAAUCGAAACCAAAUAUCUAAUGUAACAUUAUCAUCGGAUGAUUCAGAGCCUGGCACACCAAUACCACCACCAUCGACAUCAUCUAAACGUUCGGACCAUUCUGAAGUUGAAUCGCUUGCAAGUACUUCUGGCUCGAAAAAGAGACCACGCUUAAGCAAAGAUGUUGCUACGGUUUUCGAAGAGUAUCUUGAAGAAAAAAGAAAUACUACACCCCGUGACAAGGCAUUACGUAAUUUUUUUUUGUCUAUGUCAGAUACAGUGGAAACAUUCCCAAAAGAAGUCCAAGCACGAAUUAAAAGGCGCGUGUUUAACAUUGUUAAUGAAGCUGAAUUAAGUCUGUAUGAAAAUAGUACAGAUUUGAAUUAUUCUUUGUCUAUAAAUUCACCGCCAUCGACUAAUCAAUCUACUUACCUAGUGUCAAACGAAACCUAUAUUCCUCAAAACUAUCCAGAUCAGACUACUUACGGGUACAAUACCAGCACACAAAAUACAAAAUAAUAAACAAUCAAAAACAAUAAUAAUUAUAAUAAUAAUAAUUAAACACACACAAAUCUGUACUAUUUAAUUACAUUUCAUUAACGUAAAUAAUGCUUAAUAAAUGGAGGGCUGUGAUUUUGUGAUCUAUUUAGAUGUUUGUGUUAUUUAACAUGAUUAGUAUAAGUAAUUUACAUUUCAUUAACGUAAACAAUGCUUAAUAAAUGGAGGGCUGUGAUUUUGUGAUCUAAAUAACAUGAUUAGUAUAAAUAA